AGAGAGAGAGAGAGGAGAGCUCCGAGAACCGAACGCGGCGCCAGAAGAGGGAAAAGGUGGAGAGAGAGAAAGAGAGAGAGAGAGGGGCGGAGGGCUUUUCGAAACCCUAGAAAUCGCGAGAAGGGUCUUCUUCUCUCAGCUUCGAAUCCAGUUUCUCCGCAAGAUCUCCCUACUUUCUCAUCGUUUCUUGGGCAGGCGUGGCCCAGAUCGAGGUCUCCUCUCGAGUUCCACGAAAAGGAUCUUCUUCUCGCUGUAGAUCUGGCGUGGACGAAGAAACGAGGACUUUCUCUGGAUUUGAAGCUGGCUGGGAUGGGCGGAAGAUGAAAUUUUCAUGAGGGGAGGACGGAAGCGGAGCCGGUGGUUGUCGUUUGUUUGCUGAGUUCGAGUUUUUCUUGUUUGCAGGUCAGAUCUUUGAAACUUGUGAGUUUCUGUGGGCUGAGUGGGGGCAUUAAGAGGGAAAAGUUGUGUUUUUUAUAUAUCUUGGAGGCUUUGCUUUUCUAUUCCCGCUGUUUGUUUAAGAGUUUGGAAGGCUGAGGUCUAAAUUAUUCUCCGAGAACCCGGAAUUGAGCUCUCAGGCUAGAUCUUGAAGGCGGAGGUGGGGAGAAGUGGGAGGACAAGGUUCCCUUGUCGCUGGUCUGAAGGGUUUUGUGAGGAAGGGAACAGUCAUUUUGGAGGUGAUAAAGGAAAGUCUUUUUUUGGUAUAUAUAGGAAAGUUUGGCUUUUGCUUGUCCUGUUGACGUUUUCCUGUUUAAAAAUCAAAUCUUUGCACUGGAGCGUUUAGGGAUUCCCGGAAAUAUGUCUUCCUUGAGUAGGGAACUGGUUUUCCUUAUACUGCAGUUCUUGGAUGAGGAGAAGUUCAGGGAGACGGUUCAUAAGUUGGAACAAGAAUCUGGCUUUUUCUUUAAUAUGAAACACUUUGAGGACCAAGUUCUUGCAGGGGAGUGGGAUGAAGUUGAACGGUAUCUGUCUGGGUUCACAAAGGUUGAUGACAACCGGUAUUCCAUGAAAAUCUUUUUUGAGAUAAGGAAGCAGAAAUAUCUUGAGGCUCUUGACAGGCAUGACAGAGCAAAGGCUGUUGAAAUACUUGUGAAGGAUCUCAAAGUCUUUUCAUCUUUCAAUGAAGAAUUAUUCAAGGAGAUUACUCAAUUGCUUACCCUGGAGAAUUUCAGGCAGAAUGAGCAGCUUUCCAAGUAUGGCGACACAAAGUCUGCUCGCAAUAUUAUGCUUAUGGAGCUUAAGAAGCUUAUUGAAGCUAAUCCAUUGUUCCGUGACAAGCUCACAUUUCCACCUUUUAAGGCUUCCAGACUACGGACAUUGAUCAACCAGAGUUUGAACUGGCAGCAUCAACUUUGCAAGAACCCACGACCCAAUCCAGAUAUCAAAACACUUUUUACUGAUCACUCAUGUGCUCCUACUAACGGAGCGCGUGCUCCUCCACCCACCAACAGCCCCCUUGUAGGACCUAUUCCAAAACCAGGGGCAUUUCCUCCUAUUGGUGCUCAUAAUCCAUUCCAACCAGUUGUAUCUCCAUCUGCAAGUGCCAUUGCAGGAUGGAUGUCGAGUGCUAACCCAUCGAUGCCACAUACUGCUGUGGCUCAAGGAGCCCCGGGUCUUGUGCAACCUCCAUCUACAGCGGCAUUUUUGAAGCACCCAAGGAUUCCCACAAGUGCGCCUGGUAUGGAUUAUCAAACUGCUGACUCUGAAAGCUUGAUGAAGAAAAUGCGUACUGGCCAAUGCGAUGAGGUGCCAUUCUCUGGUGCAAGCCAUCCUCCCAACUUUUAUACUCCAGAUGAUCUUCCCAAAAUUGUGGUACGGGCCCUCAAUCAGGGUUCCAGUGUCAUGAGCUUGGACUUCCAUCCACAACAACAAAUAAUUCUUCUUGUUGGAACAAAUGUUGGUGAUAUUGCAAUAUGGGAAGUUGGAUCUCGAGAAAAGAUAGCACAUAAGACGUUCAAGGUUUGGGAUGUACAAUCUUGUUCAAUGGCCUUACAGGCAGCAUUGGUGAAAGAUGCAGCUAUUUCUGUGAAUCGAUGCUUAUGGAGUCCUGAUGGAUUUAUUCUUGGAGUUGCAUUUUCAAAGCAUCUUGUGCAGACCUAUGCUUUUAAUCCCAAUGGAGAGUUGCGACAGCAAUUGGAGAUUGACGCUCAUAUGGGUGGUGUCAAUGAUAUUGCCUUUUCUCAUCCCAAUAAAAAUUUGUCAAUAAUCACAUGUGGCGAUGACAAGACAAUUAAGGUGUGGGACGCUACAACAGGACAAAGGCAAUUCGCAUUCGAAGGUCAUGAAGCUCCUGUGUAUUCUGUCUGCCCUCACUAUAAAGAGUCUAUCCAGUUUAUAUUCUCCACUGCGAUUGAUGGAAAAAUCAAAGCAUGGUUAUAUGAUUGUUUGGGAUCUAGAGUUGAUUAUGAUGCUCCCGGACACUGGUGUACCACAAUGGCAUAUAGUGCAGAUGGAUCAAGGCUAUUUUCUUGUGGAACUGGUAAAGAAGGUGAUUCCCAUUUAGUGGAAUGGAAUGAGACCGAAGGAGCAAUUAAAAGAACGUACUCUGGCUUUAGGAAACGCUCAUUAGGUGUUGUCCAGUUUGACACAACUAGGAACCGCUUCUUAGCUGCUGGAGAUGAAUUUAUGAUUAAGUUUUGGGAUAUGGAUAAUACCAACAUCCUAACGACUGCAGAUGCUGAUGGUGGAUUGCCUGCAAGUCCUCGAUUGAGAUUCAACAGAGAGGGUUCUUUGCUUGCAGUCACAACAAACGAUAAUGGGAUCAAGAUCUUAGCAAACAGUGAAGGACAGCGUUUGUUGAGAAUGCUAGAGAGCAGGACAUACGAGGGCUCUCGGAUCACUUCUCAACAGAUUAACAUUAAGCCUCAAAUUGUUAACGCGAUGGGUGCUGUUUCAAAUGCUUCUGGUUCUCUAGCUGCUACCCUUGAGCGGCAGGAUAGAAUUUCACCUGCAGUGUCUAUGGGUGCCUUGACGACUACGGAUGCUACUAGGACAGCAGAUGUUAAACCAAAGAUUUUGGAUGAUGCUGAUAAAAUCAUGAGCUGGAAACUGGCUGACAUUGUAGAUUCUGCUGAGCUCAAAGCUUUGCGGUUGCCAGACACCAUGUCAACGACAAGCAAGGUUGUGCGUCUUCUGUAUACAAACUCUGGCAUGGCUGUGUUGGCUCUUGCUUCCAGUGCCAUUCAUAAGCUUUGGAAAUGGCAGCGUAAUGAAAGAAAUCCAAGUGGCAAGUCCACUGCAUCUGCUGCACCUCAGCUGUGGCAACCAGCAAAUGGAAUUCUUAUGACCAAUGAAAUAAAUGAUAGCAACCCAGCGGAAGAAUCAACUGCUUGUAUUGCUUUGUCAAAGAAUGAUUCAUAUGUUAUGUCUGCAUCUGGUGGAAAGGUUUCUUUGUUCAACAUGAUGACAUUUAAGGUUAUGACGACCUUCAUGUCACCUCCUCCUGCAGCCACUUUUCUGGCAUUUCAUCCUCAGGAUAAUAAUAUUAUAGCCAUAGGAAUGGAAGAUUCUAGCAUCCAAAUAUAUAAUGUCAGAAUUGAUGAGGUAAAAACCAAACUCAAGGGUCACCAGAAAAAAAUUACAGGCCUCGCAUUUUCCCAGUCAUUAAAUGUUCUCGUAUCUUCAGGAGCAGAUGCACAGCUUUGUGUAUGGAAUAUUGAUGGAUGGGAGAAGAAGAAAUCAAGAUUCAUUCAAGCACCAGCUAGUCAUGCAGCUCCAUUAGUUGGGGAAACCAAGGUUCAGUUCCACAAUGAUCAGGCACAUCUCUUAGUUGUGCACGAAAGCCAACUUUCUGUCUAUGACAGCAAACUUGAAUGCCUUCGCUCGUGGUCUCCUAGAGAUGCCCUUCCUGCCCCCAUUUCAUGUGCAAUAUACUCCUGUGAUGGUCUGUUGGUAUAUGCUGGAUUCUGUGAUGGUGCAGUUGGAGUUUUUGAUGCAGACAGCCUGAGGCUUCGAUGUCGUAUUGCACCUUCUGCCUAUAUAUCCCCUUCAGUUCCCAGCACUGGAACAGUCUAUCCUUUGGCUAUUGCUGCCCAUCCAUCAGACCCCAAUCAAUUAGCAUUGGGAAUGAGUGAUGGGGCAGUCCAUGUGGUGGAACCAUCAGAUACAGAAUCAAAAUGGGGAACGCUGCCCCCCAAGGACAAUGGAACCCUCCCAUCCAUCCCUUCCAAUCCUGCUCUGUGUAAUCAGGUAUCAGAAGGCCCUCCAAGGUGACUAAACCUGUAGCUCUUCAGCUGUGCAGGUGAUCAACUUUUUUUAUCUGACACCUUGCUGCCUAGGGAAGUGCCAUGUCUUCCAGUUGUAAAGCUUGUUAUGAUUUUUGCUGUCUAGAUUUUUUUUUUCCUCUGGAAGAAGAAAAAUAUUUUCAACUUCACAAGAUUUAAGAUAUGGAAUGCGUGUUAUCGACUAAUCUAAUUCUUUCUGAUCUUAGAGUAGUAAGUGCAUAGACCUGUUGA
Messenger RNA from Phoenix dactylifera (date palm), 4451 nucleotides. Its product is annotated as protein TOPLESS-RELATED PROTEIN 2-like. The record is from RefSeq and is a predicted model, not a curated record. Gene Ontology annotation, biological process: regulation of DNA-templated transcription. Gene Ontology annotation, molecular function: protein binding. NCBI's taxonomy places the organism in Eukaryota, Viridiplantae, Streptophyta, Magnoliopsida, Arecales, Arecaceae.